Messenger RNA from Hyalella azteca, 1074 nucleotides. RefSeq names its product contactin-1. Bases 250 to 1074 code for a protein of 274 amino acids. The transcript is spliced from 6 exons. The record is from RefSeq and is a predicted model, not a curated record. Gene Ontology annotation, molecular function: protein binding. NCBI's taxonomy places the organism in Eukaryota, Metazoa, Arthropoda, Malacostraca, Amphipoda, Hyalellidae.
GCAAUUCAAAAGAAAUUGUGAGUCUGCUUACAAGUGUUCAUGAUGACAUUUUAGUCGCGUAAAUUUUAUACGUCUAUUGACACGCUGAAAUGUGUACCUAAAUUACGGAUCAAACUCUCAGUGUCCAGGAACAAAAUUUCUGCUCUGAUUUCAGCCAGAAAUACGGAAGUUAUCAGACCGCUUAUGCGUGUUUAAGUUUAAAACAAACAUUUCUGUCGAUUGAGGAAAUGUGACGAAUGACAAGGUUUGAUGAAUACAAAGAGUAAUCUUACUAACGCACGAUGCUGUGGUGGCAAGCAUAAGUUAUCGCUGAGGAUGGCGCCCAAGUGCAGAAGAAGCGCACGGUCGCUGCCAAGUGUUGGCGCGCUGUGGCCGCGGUGCCUGACGCUGCUGUGCCUGCAACUCGCACCCGCGCUCGUAUACGCAAGUGAAUACGCUACAGGUGGCGCUCUGGAUGCCGUCGUCACGGCGGCCGGCAACAACGUGACACUUCCCUGCCCUCCCGCCUCACAAACCUACGUAUUGCUGCUCGUGUGGACGUGUCUCGGCUGUGAGAUCAAUGACGAGUCUUCUCACUCCGACGUCAAGUUGGUGGAGUACAAGUCUGACUCGAUCACGCACUUCCACCACGAAGGCAGGAUCCAGCUGGACGCCAACUAUGCCUUGCAGUUCAAGCCCGUGCGCGCUACAGACUCAGGCAGGUAUCGCUGCCACGUCAACAACAGGGACGAGACGCUCGUCAAGCUCAUUGUGCAAGAUAAGCCUGACCCUCCAGGACGCCCGCUGGUCGAGCAGUUCAAGUCGAGAUUCGUGAUACUGUCGUGGACGCCGCCCCCCAACAACCACCACUCAUCCGUCACGCAUUACAUCAUCCAGAUACGGAUGUGCGAGGGCGUGAGUCAGUGGGACGUGCAUAACGGACGCGCGACGACCGGCAACGAGACUCGGGCGACGGUUGAGGAGCUGCAGCCCUACACCGUCUACCAGUUCCGUCUUGUGGCUGUCAACGCCAUGGGGCAGAGCAAACCUAGCCAGGAGAGCUACUGCAUCAUCACCCUACGGGAAGGUCAGUGA